Molecule: messenger RNA, 435 nt
Organism: Encephalitozoon cuniculi GB-M1
Lineage: Eukaryota; Fungi; Microsporidia; Unikaryonidae
Exons: 1
Coding region: 1-435 (144 amino acids)
Source: RefSeq, marked provisional
AUGGAAGAGAUGGGGCCGAAAACCAAGACACUUCUGCUUGUGAAUGCCAUGGUGCUUAUCCUGCUUUUCCACUUUCUUCCUGCGGUUAUGAGGGAGUGGAUGCUCGAGCAGAAGAUAAGAAAGAUGAAAAGAAGCUUCAACCUGAUGCUUCUUGGAGGAGGCGAGAGCCUAGAGAAGCUCAGGAUGCUGAAGACGCUGAUAAACAAUGCGGGGCAUUAUGCCGGUAGAGACAUACCGCUCGAUGGGUCUCUGGAGGAGGUUAGAAAAGCCUAUGACAGCCUUAAGAUAUGUAGCAGGGCAGUCUUCCUAAGGCUUUCGACCGUGUACAACAUUUCGAUUUUUUUUCCUGUGUUUGGACCUGUGGUCAUACAGAGUGUGAAGAUUCUUAGGCACGGAGGGAUCUUCCAGCCCAAAAGAACCAAGCCUAAGCUAUAA